This is a messenger RNA of Monascus purpureus, 2781 nucleotides long. NCBI's taxonomy places the organism in Eukaryota, Fungi, Ascomycota, Eurotiomycetes, Eurotiales, Aspergillaceae. The record is from the annotation of a GenBank genome assembly.
UCCAAUAUUGUUUAUCUACCGAUUUGAACGAUCCAGAUAGCCCUCUUUGGGGUGAAUUCGUUCAUGUAAUUCUUUGCGCCAUGCGCUUGUCAUGUUCCUGCCAUUGACGUUGGAGCUUGAUCAAUUUGUCUCGUCCAGCAGGCAAGCUGGACACAUCUCUCGGAUAACAUGCAGUCCCAACUGACCAGAAGGGUUUUCCAAGCCAUUUUGAAUAACGAGCCCGUUUACUCUCCAAAAUGUCACGGCCGCUUGCUGCACGCCAUAUCCGGCCCUCAGGCCCGAAAACUCGGCUUCCAUGGUCCCCAUCGCGCCCAGCGACGCGGUCUUUUCGCGUUUAAUAUGCCAUCACCUACCGGCGGCGAACAGAAUUCUACCUUACCGUCAGAGGCAGGACUGAAAUCAAUGAGGGAUUUAACAAGGUCAUUGGCGGAUAAAAGCAGGGUCCCGCCAAACGAGGUUCUCUCGAAGGCCUUUCGAGACUUCUUCUCGUCGCGAAUUGAAUCUCCAGGGGUCAUUACGGAUUUUCAGACACACCUACUUAUUGCCACAUGGAAUCAUUUGAAAGCCCAGCAGAAUGAACUUGAGCCGGAAGACUGGCAAGCGGUCUUUUCGGUAGGGAGUCUAGAGAAGGUAUUAUUUGUCCUGUCUGAGACGAAGUGUCCUCCGGAAUGUCACGAAUCCGUCCAGACGAUAGCGCGCUUUGCUUUCCUAGAACUAUGCGCCAGCGACGAACUUGGUCCCGAUGGUGCUAGCGAGCCAGCCGUGAUCGCCUAUGUGAAUAUACUGUCUUCGAAUGGUAAUCCGGAAGAGGCACAGCGUGUGGUCCGGCAGUUCUGGCCGAGCCUUCGAGAAGCCAGGCCCUCUCCCUGGCUCGCGGUCAUGAAAGGCUUUGCCAUGAAGGGUGACCGACGCCGACUCAGGAAAGUACCAGGAGAACUUGAAAAGUAUGAAGGAAGAUUCGACCCAGUCUCUCAUGGAGAAAUAACCAAGAUUCUCAUUGAGCAUGAUCUUCUUGAUGCGGCCAAGGCCAUGUACGAAUGCCCUAUAUCUGAUGAUCUAGAACCGUCUCUCUCUACAAAAGAGGCGGUGAUCAAGUUUGCGAUUAGGAAGUCUGACCUCGCCUGGGCACAACUGGUAUUCGAGUCCCUUCCACCAAGCCCGAAUCCCGAAACGAGAAAUGUCACCUUGCUCUGGGAGGUAGUUCACGGGAAAGGGGCAGCUGAGAUUGCCGAAAUGCUCACGAAUUGGGUGGCUGAAGAUCCAGAAAUUAAAUCCACACUCAGCAUAUCAUGUGUGAAUAACCUAAUCGAGUACGCAAAUUUCCAAGAGAACCCGCAGCUGGCUGCUGAAUUUGCUGCAUUGGCAUCUGAAUGGGACCUCGAGCCUGAUAUGCAGACGAGGCUGUUGCAUCUGGAAUCUCGGAUUCAGGCCGGUGAUGUCAAGGGUGCACUCGAAUGUUCCCGGAAUUUACUGAACCUUGAUCAAGUGGCCCUUGCAAAUUUACCACUGAUGAACAAACUUAUAAAGAUGCUUUGUUACUGCGAGCAAAGAGAUUCCUUAUUCGACCAGACGUCGUCUCUCCUCGAUCCUCUAUUCGAGAAUAAUGUUCUUCUGGAACCGGAAACAGUGGCAGCAUUGACACAUAUGUUACUUUACCGCCACGAUUACGAAGCUGUUUCAGAACUGCUCCGGCCGUCGCUCGGCUCCUACGAUUCAGAAGGAAGGACUAAGAUCCGAAAUGCCCUCACAGGAUUCAUCACAGAUCCUAACCAAGAAAGUGACCAGGCUUGGGAGGCGUACAGCCUCUUGCGAAUUGCUUUUCCGGAAACGGGUGUUAGCAUGCGGACCAAUAUAAUGACAUCCUUCUUUAAACGGGGCAGUAGUGAGCAGGCCUGCUUGGUCUUCGGACAUAUGCGCCAGGCGGAAGAUUUUGCGCACCGGCCAAAGCCAGACACAUAUGCCAGAUGCUUCCAAGGAAUUUCACGCGCAGGAGACGCAGAGAAUCUCGAACUUGUCCACAACAUGCUGAAAUUGGACCUCGAGGUAGAUCUCAACACAAGAAUACUCAACGGGUUGAUGCUCGCCUAUGCCGCUUGCGACAUGCCGGAGAAAAGCAUGGCGAUAUUCCGCCAGAUUCUGCGGUCAGACGAGGGACCCUCACACAAGACUAUCACUAUCUUCUUCAAGGCAUGCGAGAAACACCCUAACGGAGCUCACGAAGCAAUGAAGAUGAUGAAGAAAGUCAAACUCCUUGAAAUCGAUGUCGACCGGCGACUAUAUACCUCCUUCGUAGAGGCUCUGGCAGCACAGUGCGAAUUCGACCGCGCCGCCGAAGCUAUUGAUAAGAUGCAGUCGGAGACUGGCUAUGUACCGACUCGGAAUACAAUCGGCUUCUUCUAUAACGCAAUCCCAUAUCAAUACUGGAAAGAUCAAGUUGAGCAAUGGGCCAAGGAGAAAUACCCCGAACAGUGGCAGCAACUGGAGGAGUUGAAACGCACCGAGACCGAGGAGGGAUUGGUGUUUGAUGGCAUCACAAACGAAAUUGUUGUAUAGCGCCACUUACUGUCUGUAGAAGCCCAGGUUUUUUUUGAUUUGAUGGGGAUUUUUACUGGAAAAGAAAAGCAAGUUGUGUAUUUGUAUACAAUAAGCACAAUGUAAAUAUACAUAUCAGUAGUAGUGAUUGCAGCAUGUGGAAGAUUUCAACUAUCUUUAGUGAUGUUCCAUAAUAGCACAGGAGUUAUUGGGAUCAAAAUUUACUGCAUACUUCACUCAUAAUGUAUC